This is a messenger RNA of Anopheles gambiae (African malaria mosquito), 1384 nucleotides long. RefSeq lists its product as uncharacterized. NCBI's taxonomy places the organism in Eukaryota, Metazoa, Arthropoda, Insecta, Diptera, Culicidae. The transcript is spliced from 4 exons. The record is from RefSeq and is a predicted model, not a curated record. Gene Ontology annotation, molecular function: DNA binding. The coding region runs from base 164 to 1303 and encodes 379 amino acids.
UCCUGUUUGUAAACAACUUUCCAGUUUUGCAACAAUUUGCUUCAUUUCGUGCUAAUUUAGUUGUGAUAAUUAGUGCAUUUCGUGCUGAUUGCAGCUUAUGUAGCGAGCAAAGAGCGUGUAACUUCUUUCAAACGGUCUCAUCACUACAAACAACUGCAAAACCAUGUCCGGUCCACGUUCCAACCUGUGGUCCUUCUUUACCAGAGACCCAACGGGGAAAACAGCCAAAUGCGCCCUCUGCAAUCAGCUAAUGUCGGUGGAAAAGUCAACGUACUCCAAUCUGCGCAGGCACAUCCUGAGGAAGCAUCCUUCCAGACGCCAUGAAGUCGCACCACGUCAAAAGACACUACACAAUGCAAUGUGGAAACACUUCAGCAAGGAGCCCGAAAAGCGGGCCAAAUGCCGGCACUGCGGUACGGUGCUCACGUACAAGUACACGACGUCCAGCCUGGGCCGGCACAUGCAAAACAAACACGUCAAGAUACUGCUGGAGGAGCAGCAAAGCAGCGCGGCCCAGUUCGAGGAGGAGUACGAGGAGGUGUACGAGGAGGAGGGGGAGGAGGAGGAGCCGGGGGUGUUUCCGGUGCAUAGCGACGAAGAGCGUAGCCAGUACGCUGCGGGUGGUUGCGUGUCGGGCAACGAGUCGGACGGGGAAAUGGAGUGUGGCGGUGGGUUGAUUGAACUGCAGCCGGUGAAAAACGAUGGACUAACGGAACCGAUCAAGCUGGAGAUCGUUGACCUAAAUCCGGAACCAACCUCGAAUGACGAUCCGGAUCAUGAACUGAUCGAGGGCAGCAUACACCAUCACCACCAUCACCAGUCAAGCCGGGUAUGGGGCUUUUUGGGAUGCGCAAAAUGGGUCAUUUCAAGCUCAUUAAUUGUACUUACAUUAAUUGUUCAGAUAACCCAGUACGAUGAAGAAGCGGCCAUGAUGCACCACCACCACCACCACCACGAGCUCGGACAGGAGGACGACCUGUCGGAGGUAAUAGAAGAGACGGUGAUAGGACAGAUCAUGGGCCCGGAGGGCACGGCACACCCCGGCCCGGCCGACCCAACCGCAACGGAGGAUGAAGAGCGGAAAGCUAGUGCCGGUUGCCUGAUAAGCUCCAGCAUGAAACAUAUUAACACCAAAGUGGCCACUUUCGCCGUCCAUACAGCGCUCGAGAUGGAAAGCCUGGCGGCGCAGCAGCGAAUAAUAGCGCAAAAGCUUGUAUCGGACAUACUGUUCAAUGCAAAGUUGGACAAUUUAGAUGAAAACUCGCUGGUGAUCGUGCGCGUUGGAACGUUCGAACGCGAAUGAGCGAUUUUUUCUAUUAAAAUAACUUUGUUUUAUAAUUUAAUAUGUACAAACUAAAUAGACUAUGUAAAAUAUGACUUAAAA